This is a messenger RNA of Eremomyces bilateralis CBS 781.70, 837 nucleotides long. Its product is annotated as glyoxylate pathway regulator. Gene Ontology annotation, cellular component: plasma membrane. The record is from RefSeq and is a predicted model, not a curated record. Gene Ontology annotation, molecular function: acetate transmembrane transporter activity. The transcript has 4 exons. NCBI's taxonomy places the organism in Eukaryota, Fungi, Ascomycota, Dothideomycetes, Eremomycetales, Eremomycetaceae. The coding region runs from base 1 to 837 and encodes 278 amino acids.
AUGUCUACCCAGCCUUACAAUAACGACCACGCUGCCAUAAAUCCGGACGUAUCGAAAGAACGAACCUCAUACGACUAUGGCGGCAACCCUCUUGCCCACUACGCGACCAAUGACCCGGACAUUAGACUGCGACCAUUCGGUGGUGCUGCUCAGCCGGGUCUUUACCGCCCACCACCGAGGACGCUCGCGAACCCAGCGCCCUUAGGUCUCAGUGCUUUCGCGCUCACCACCUUCGUCCUCUCCGUCAUCCAGAUGGGGACGCGGUCCAUCCUCGAGCCGAAUAUUGUGGUUGCGCUUGCGUAUGGGUAUGGCGGAUUGGUUCAGUUGCUGGCGGGCAUGUGGGAGAUGGCUUGCGGAAACACCUUCGGUGCCACCGCCCUCUCCUCCUAUGGAGGCUUCUGGAUCUCCUUCGGAAUUAUCCUCACCCCGGGGGGGUUCGGUAUUGUAGCGGCACUGGAAGAAAGUAGCCCAGCGCCGUUCACAAACUCCUUCGGACUGUACUUGAUGGGCUGGUUCAUAUUCACCUUCCUCCUGCUCCUCUGCACGCUGCGGUCGACCGUCGCCUUCUUCUCCUUGUUCUUCUUCCUAGACAUGGCGUUCCUCCUACUCGGUCUCUCGUACUUGUACGCCGACGCGGGUCAUGUGCAUGUUGGCCUUGAGCGGGCGGGUGGUGCUUUUGCUUGCUUGUCUGCUAUUAUGGCAUGGUAUAACGCGCUGGCUGGUCUUGCCGACUCCACCAACAGCUUCUUCGUCAUUCCUGUACUGCACUUCCCAUGGUCUGAGACUGGCCGUGAGAGGCGAAACAACAUCCAGAAGAGCCCGGAGCACCAAGCCUAA